UCAGAGAUUGCCAAAGUCAAUUGGUUUGUUGCAUCAGCCCCUAACUGUAGCGGAGCAAGUGAAUGAGUGUUGUGAAAUUGUUCAUGCAAGAGGUUACAUGAGAUAUGACCUGGAGGGGGAAGCUUAUCAGUCUAAAAUGGAAACAUGCUGUUUUGAUGUAAACUCUUAAAGGGUGGUAAUUCGCUGCUUGAAUUGAGGAAGUUGUGACACACUGUCAGUUUCCUCUGAGACUGACUCAGUAGAGAGGAAGUGAUUUAGCGGAAGGGGAUCACUUCCUACAAGCAUAGCUGCACUUCAGGCUGCUGUCAUAAGAAGAAGAGGCAAAAACUUGUGUUGACUUUUAGGGCUAUUUAGAGCAGAAUGUUUUGAGGGGGAUUAACAUCAGUGAUGCCCGACUCAUGCUUGCUGACCAUGGAUGGUACACAUGACGGAGUUCAGAUUGGAGAGAACAAGUUCAUCAGCAAGACGACGGUGCUGUCUCACCUAAAGACUUACAACAUCUACUAUGAAGGGCAGAAUCUGCAGCUCCGACACAGAGAGGAAGAGGGGGAGCUGGUCGUCGAGGGUUUGCUCAAUAUCUUUUGGGGCCUCCGUCGACCAAUCAGGCUUCAGAUGCAGGAUGACCACGAGCGGAUUCGACCUCCACCCUCCUCCACAUCCUGGCACUCGGGCUGCAAUCUGGAUAGUCAAGGACCGCCGAACACCUCAGAUGGUCAACAGACGCAACAACAGGCUCCGCCCACUGUGGAAGUGACGCUGACCGAUAACGGGCCAGACGACAAUGGCGAGAUGGAGCCACAUGAAGAGGACGACAGCGAGACCUCUGCGCAGUUGCUGAGGACCAAAAGUGAUGCCGGUGUGUUAAGGCGGGGUCAGCGAAGGUCACCCAGCGACCAGAGGAAGAUCAGACGACAUCGCUUCUCCAUCAAUGGCCACUAUUACAACCACAAGACAGCGGUGUUUACGCCUGCCUUUGGUUCGGUGACCAACGUUCGGAUCAACAGCUGCAUGAAAACCCCACAAGUGCUGCGAGUUCUCCUCAACAAGUUCAAAAUUGAGAAUAGCCCCGAUGAUUUUGGGCUCUACCUCAUUCACGCCAGCGGAGAGCGUGUCAAGCUGAAGAGAAGUGACUAUCCUCUGGUGUGGAGGAUCAUCCAGGGCCCGUGUGAGCAGGUCUGCAAGCUGUUCCUGAUGGAAGAAGACCUGGGAGAGGAAGUCACGUAUGAUGUGGCGCAGUACAUCAAGUUUGAGAUGCCUGUCCUGCAGAGUUUCAUCACCAAGUUAAAGGAGGAGGAGGACAGGGAGGUGCAGAAGCUCAGGAGAAGGUACUACUAUCUCCGCUGCAUCAUUGAGAAGCAGCUGAGCUGUCCACCAGAGGGCGCCACGUGCAUGUGAUCGCCUGUCUCCUCGCUGGUCGGUUGGUUUCUCUGCUGUUCCCCGUCUUGACUCAGUCCCAUUCUAGUGAGGCAAGACGGGCGCCAGAGCACAGGAUUGGGCCAGGCUGACUCUUUAAAGAAAAAAACGAAGCAAAGCACAAUGAUCCUAAAAUAUGAUGCCUCUUAGACUUUCUUAACAAAACAAGAAUUGAAGCACAAAUACAAAGUGCCUGAUUUAAAGUUCAAGGCAGCUCAAGGCACAAAUGGGCCCUUUGACUCACCGUCAGCCAAAGCCCACACUUCCAUGGUGGAAAGUUUAGCUGGCAUCUAACAGCUUUCCUCUUUCACUUCCGUGCCGUGGUCAUUCCUAAAUCAGCUCACGUGGCAAAGCCCAAAUGAAUCUCCUAAAGUGAUUACAGGCUAAACAGAUCCCCCAAAACACCCAGCUUUAUCUUGAAUUCUAGGUCCAUUACUGACAUACGUGCAGGUGAGGAGGUUUGGCCAUCAGCCUGUGGACUAGCUGUGCUCCUCAUGUGUCCGAUCACCUGGAGUAAAAUCCUGACAGGCCUUGGGAAGAUGGUGCUCCCAGUGCGGAGGGGUCAGCGGUUCACCAGCACGCGAUCCUGAUAAUGAUACAUUCAACUGUGAUUGUUCUGGACCACGAAAGUUGCCAAAAGUCAGCGCAUUCGUUUGCCUUGGAGAGUGUUGCCAAGAUGACGCACCACCGUGAACGACUGUGCAAAGAUGUUUUCAUGACUGGGACACGUGAAGGAAGCACAAAAACUAAGACUGUGAAGGAAAAUGGCAAUGUGUUUUCAGCAGCUGUGAGUUUGGGUUCUCAACCCCCAACAACACUUUUGUUCUGGUGAUUCACGAUGGACCAGCUUUUCUUGUUACCCAGAGGAAAAACCAAACCUAUUGAGUUAACAUCAGAAAGAGUUCAUUAUGAGAUGAAGUGUCAAGUCUGCCUCGUCCUCCUGGAGAAAGCAAUUAUUUCAGUGAACCACGCAGGAAGCUCAUCUCAGCCACAGGUGUCCCGAAGGCCACGACACCAGAUAGGUCCGCAGAGAAACCCAGGGAUGGUCCAAUGACGCCAUCUCUCUGGAGUUUUAAAAAACACAUGGAAACGUGGAGGUCAUGGGCUAAUAACCUUUGAAUGUUUUUAGACUGCGGGAGGAAACCAGAGUGUCAGAAAAAAAGCACAUACAAAGUCUGCCGCCAGGUUUACCUCACAAGUGGAUGCGAGUUAAAGAACCUCAUUGCUGUGCAACUGCAGCACCAGUCUGCUGGGUGUCUGAGGAACAUCUCAGAUCUCCAUGCAAAAAGCUGAAGAGGCUCGUCGGACAAUGAAAAUCAGGCGGCCAUAAAGAUCAUCUCAAAGUCGUGGGUUUGUUUCCAGCUGAGGACAAACAUGGACGCUGUGGUCGAGAUGUGCUGCUGAAGUGUUUUCUCAACAAGAGCCUGUGACUGUCAGAAGGUGCAUGUGUUGUUCUCAUGUCCUGCUUUUGUCCCAGCAUCAGUGUGAGACUCUGACUGAGCUUGUCUGACCAUGAUGCGGGUUUUAUACCAUUGUUAUUUAAUGAAUAAACAAAACUG
Molecule: messenger RNA, 2972 nt
Organism: Synchiropus splendidus (mandarinfish)
Lineage: Eukaryota; Metazoa; Chordata; Actinopteri; Syngnathiformes; Callionymidae
Product: ras association domain-containing protein 2-like
Exons: 10
Coding region: 388-1395 (335 amino acids)
Biological process (GO): signal transduction; positive regulation of protein kinase activity; positive regulation of JNK cascade
Cellular component (GO): cytoplasm; nucleus
Source: RefSeq, a predicted model, not a curated record